AUGGAAGAAUGUGAAUUGGUCGCCAUUCUUGAUACACAAACAAACCUCCAUGUUUCUAAAACAUCUUCAGAUUUUAACAUUAUCGAAACUGCCUCGCUUUGUUCCUCUUUAAAACUUCACAAUAUAAAUUGUCCAAAUAAUGAUAAGUUAAUUCUGAAGUCAUUAUCCUUAGAUAAUAAAAUGCUUAACCAGUAUAAACUAGUAGAGCGAUAUACUAAUGAUCUUUGGCUUGUAUGGAAUAUUUCAUUAAAUGAAUCAACAAUAGAUUGCCAAAAUUAUAAAGAAAAAUUAUCAAAAAACAAUGCACCAAUUGAAAUUAUUGAUUACUCUAAACUUGAAGAUCCAAAAAAAUUACUUGCAAUUUGGCAAGAGACAUCUAAGUCAAUUUCAAAAUUGAAAAAAAAAGAUUAUAUUGAAUCAACAAUUGAUAUGACUCCACCAGAUUGUCCCGUCAGUACCAAUUCUCAAGUUCAAAAAUAUAAAGAUCCUUCUUCAUAUUUCAAAAGUAAAUACUAUGAAACUUUAUUUUGGACAAAUAUUCAAUUAGCAUAUUUUGUUAAAAGCAAUAUGAUUAGAUUUAAAAACAUGUGCCUUUCAACUGCUAAAGAUUCAACCAUAAUCAAUUCAAUAUUAAACGAGCAAUGUUUAAAUAAACCUAAUUUCGAUGAUCGUCCCGAUAAUAUUAUAACUUCAUGGGAAAAAAAUGAAUUUUCAAAAGAACCACUAACCAUUGCAUUAUCUAAAUUACAAAUAUCAAAAAAUUCAGAUGAAUUAUCACAAGCAAGGAUAAAUGAUUUUAUUACGAUUAUAAAAGCUAGGGAAAUUAAACUACAAAUUAUUCUAUUAUUAGAGUUAAUUGAUAUUUCAAAAAUAGAUAAAAACUUUGAAGAUUUUGACAAACGAUAUAAAAAAAAUUUGAAGAAAAGAUCAAUUAAUAUUACUAGAAAAGAUACUAGAUUUCUGGGGAGAAGGCAAAAAAUUAAAUCGAAGAAAAAAGUACAUAAUCUAUCACUACCAGUUAAAGGAUCAACUAAUGACAAGAAUUUGUCAUUGGAUUAUUGUGAGCAACUGGAUUUAUAUCUAGAUAAACUAUCUAUCUUAGACGUUAUAUUAUCAAUUUUUACAAGCCAAAUUGAUAAAGAAGAUAUUCAAGAUAAACUUAUCGAAAAUAAAUACAAUUUAAUGAAUCACAAUAAGGAGACUUCAUCAAUUGGCUAUAUUAAAUAUGUUAUUAUUCCUUACUAUGGUAAAAAAUUACCAAAUGCUGUCAAGUUCAUUAUCAAAAAGAUUAAAGGUGUAAAUUUAAUGCAGAAAAGACCGAAAAAGGAAAUACAAAAAGUACAAACCAAUAAGUAUCAUUCUGAUGUUGUAAUUGAGCAUAAUGAUACAGUUUCAGAUAGUAUUAUAAGUGGGAAGACUUCAUCCACCCAAUCAGGUUCCAGAAAAAGAUAUUCAUUGCAUAAUCCUGCCCUCUCUUCUACAACAGCAGGUACAUUAACAAUGGAGAAUUUAAAUAAUAGAACAAAAUCUACUUUGAAUGAAUUAUUAGAAACUUCUUCAAGUCAUUCCUCUUCAAGAAAGCUAACAAACAAUCUGAGAACAAACUCAGAUUUAUCAAUUCUACAAAAGAGGCAACUUUCUGUAUCUGAACUAUCUAUGAACUCUAGUACUAUUUCAAAUAGGAACAAAAACAAUGUUGGGAAUAAAAAUAUAUUCCAACAACAUUCCUUUAAAAGAGUUGGUAAAAUGAAAAACACGUCAAUAUUAUCAGCUCAACAAUCAACAGAUCUUGGUACUCCAACUAAGGAUCACGAAUCUGAUAUUCAAGUUCUUGCUACACCUGCUGUAAACUUAAAGACAACUACUACUUCUACUAGAAAGAGAGCAUUUUUAGAAAACGUUAUUAUUUCACCUUUACUAACUACACAUGGAGUAACUUCGCCUGAAGAUAAGAAGAAAAAAGUUCGUAGAAGGUUAUUUGGCCCUUAA
This is a messenger RNA of Henningerozyma blattae CBS 6284, 1989 nucleotides long. RefSeq names its product Sld3p (gene SLD3). Gene Ontology annotation, cellular component: DNA replication preinitiation complex. Lineage: Eukaryota; Fungi; Ascomycota; Saccharomycetes; Saccharomycetales; Saccharomycetaceae. Bases 1 to 1989 code for a protein of 662 amino acids. The transcript has a single exon. The record is from RefSeq and is a predicted model, not a curated record. Gene Ontology annotation, biological process: DNA replication initiation.